AUUUUGAUUCAUCAUUUCGAAUCUUUCAAGUUCGCUCUCUCCAACUCCGAUUCUCAUGCCCGGUCGUCCUCAUGGACUGACCAACAAAUCUCUGCGAUCUCUCCCCCUCUCCAAAAACAGUGGAGCUCUCUCUCUCUCUCUAGGGUUUUGGAGUUGGACUUUUCACUUGUAAACACAGCCUUCGAGAAUUAUUUCCUAAAAUUGUAGGGUUUAGGUCGUUUAAAGUUUCCGUACAACAGAAGACAAGCCUUUUGUCGGUUUCGACCUUUUUUUUUUCUUUCACUAUAAUUCUUGCGCAGGUGUGUGUUGAAGCUUUCCGGUGCCGUUGAUUAGAUUUCUUUCGUUGAGUUUAGGUAAAAAACCUUAGUUGUUGGCAUUGCCAAUAAUUCCGUAAUAAAUUUCCUAGUGGAUCUUUGGCAAAUGUUUCUUGGUGCAUCUUGAAUGAUUGCCAGCAUGGACUUGAAUGCCUCGCCACAGCCAGAAGAAGAUGAAGAAACUUUUGUACCACAUUUUGAAGAAGAUAAUGCCCCAGAGGAACAUAUUGAACAUAUAGAGACUGGAGCUGAUAUUGCCCGUCGGGAGCGUGAGGAAAGACGUCAGCGUCUACGAAGAGGACGCGAGGAUGGGAGACCAACUUUACAUGAUGGGAUGUUCCAAACAAAAAAGCAAAGAUCUCAUGAUAGACUUCCGCCAGGUUGGUUGGAUUGUCCUGCAUUUGGUCAGGAAGUCGGUUGUAUUAUUCCUUCAAAAGUUCCACUUGAUGAAUCCUUCAAUGACUAUGUUGUCCCUGGUAAAAGAUACUCGUUCAGGCAAGUGAUUCAUCAACAGAGAGUUUUAGGAAGAAAGCUUGGCUUGGUGAUCGAUCUUACAAACACUACUCGUUACUAUUCUAUCGCAGAUUGGAAGAAAGACGGUAUAAAGCAUGUUAAGAUUUGUUGCAGGGGGCGUGAUUCUGUACCUGAUAACGAGUCUGUAAAUCAAUUUGUUUAUGAAGUUUCACAAUUUCUUGCCCGACAGAGACCGCCAAAAAAGUAUAUUCUUGUUCAUUGCACCCAUGGACAUAACCGAACUGGCUAUAUGAUUGUUCAUUAUCUUAUGCGUACAACAUCAAUAUCUGUCACUCAGGCAAUAAAAAUCUUUGCUGAAGCACGUCCGCCAGGGAUAUACAAACCGGAUUAUAUUGAUGCUUUGUACACCUUUUAUCAUGAAAAGAAGCCUGACGGAGACAUUUGCCCUGCAAUUCCGGACUGGAAAAGGUCAUCUGAACUUGAUCUGAAUGGUGAUGCAAUUCCGGAUGACGAUGAUGACGGAGGUUCUGCUGCUCCUGUGCAUUCCUUUGAGGAAAUUAAGCUACAGGGAAAGAAGGUUGAAGGAUUCUUCAAGCCCUAUUAG
Ilex paraguariensis (yerba mate) is the source of this 1392-nucleotide messenger RNA. NCBI's taxonomy places the organism in Eukaryota, Viridiplantae, Streptophyta, Magnoliopsida, Aquifoliales, Aquifoliaceae. The record is from the annotation of a GenBank genome assembly.